GGGACCAGGCGGGAGAGGCGCGAAGAGCACGAACGCCGUGACGACCGACUUAGAUGGUGCCUCCCUGGCAGCUUAGGAGGUGUCUAGACUGUGGGGCCCAAGAGUGGCGGCAAGAGCCCAGUGCCUGUGGCCCCGAUCCUGCCAGCGCCUGGGGCUCCUGCUCUGUGCCGGGCCCCGUACUGAGUUCUCCACGCUUCCGAGCCCCACACACAUCCCCAUUGUGCAGUUGAAAAAACUGAGUCACAGGAAGAGGAAGAGCCUCCUAAGGUCUGUCAGACUCGGGAACCUGUGCCUUGCUUUCAGCCACUCCUUCAAGGAGAAUGGAUGCCCCAUGAAUUUGUGUGGCUUGAACUGUUGGGGCCGUAGGACUCUUACAUGUUUCAUCAUUCGAUUUGAGCCCCCGCUCACCCUCAUUUUGCAAAUGAAAGAAAACCGAGGUUGUGGGAGACGGAAAAGGACUCUACAGAAAGGAAGAAAAGGGCUGACAUGCUUCCAGAUUCUGUGCCCUUUUGUGGGGACAGCUCCCUUCUCACCAGUCUUAUCUAGCCUGGGCCUCCAGUGUGGCACCCCACGGGUGCUGGCUGAUCAGAGCGGUCCCUGGUUUUUGGUAGUUUGCCCAGGUGCCGAAGCCAGAGCAACAGGCCAGCUAGUGGGGCCUUCUUGGCUGCAAUUAGGCUCUUCUUGGGGGGGGGGGGGGUGCUGCUCCCUGGGGCCAAGACUGACCGAGGGGCACAGGUGAUGAAGGGGACCCCCAGAUCCAGGAAAGGUUGUCCCCCAAGCCUAGCUGCUGGACACACCCCCACCCCACCCACCCAGCCAGUUUUUCUGUGGGAAAUCGGGGUUCACCAGGUGCCCUCCUGCUCCUAACACAUAGUUGCUGUAAAACAGACACAAUGUCAGUGGCAUUCAAUACAUACCUACCUCUUGUAGCAAACAGUGAGUUUCCUUCCUCUGUUUUAUUUGCCCUCUCAAUUCCACCAGUGUUUCCUGAGCACUUGGUUGGGGUCCCAGGCAUGUGCUGGGGACCCCACCAAUCUGUUAGGAUAAGAAGGUCCUCGCGCUGGGUAAAAGGCACACAUGUGGGAGAACCCCCCGGCCCCAGUCCAGCGAGCCUCCAUGGGCAGUAAACCCUCAUUUAGACAAGUCACUGGUCCAUCUAAGCCAGAGUCUCCAUCUGGAAAGCCCAACGGUGGAACAGGGCCCCAGCUCCCACAGUCUUAGUGGGGAUUGGGUGGGGAGGCAGGAGAUGAGCUUCAGCAGGUGCCACAGCACACGGUGGGCGGUCACCAGAGUGUAGCGUCCCCUCCGCACUGGCCGCUGUGGCUCUACCAAGGGGCAGCCAGUAUUUUUCCAUGACCCUCCCUUGCCAUUAGGGGUUAUGGGCAGAGCUGUGAGUCACCACAUCGCCAGACCCAAACCUGCAUCCAUUGUCUUCAGUGAAGCCUGCUGCCGCUGGGGGCCAGGUGUGGGGGUGGGCACCUGCCAACAGGAACCGGGCCCCUCCAACUCCCCGCAGGGCCCGUGGCCCUGGUGCCUUACUUCAAAUCAGUUUUGUUGGAAAAGUUGGGGAGUGUUUUAAAAUAAGUUGCAACUCCCGCUGCUGCCGGCAGGAACUUCCUGGCUGCAAGACCACACCCUUCAUUACACCCUUACGGUCUUCUGUAGUUGAACCCAGAAGGGAUCAUGGUCACCCCCCCCCCCAAAGGCAGGCCCUCUAUCCCCAGGCCUUAUACUGCCCCACUGUGCCCCUCCCUCGCAUAGGAGUGAGGGUUCUAGAUUGAAACCCAGGGUGUGAAUUCCAGUCCUUUGAGCAGCUCUGUGCUGGAAGGAAGGUGACAGCCUUCCCCAGGCUCAGACAGCUUAGGGAGCCUGGCUUGAGGUAGCCCCCCUUGUCUUCCAAGGAGCCUGGCUGGUUCCACAGCCUUCCCUACCCCCCAGCUUCUGUGCCCCCCUGCCUGGGGUCCUUUGACCACCACCCCUAGCCACAGCUUCCCCCCCUUUAACCCUCCCCUCCCAUCAGGCCCCAGCACCAUUUACCUGGGCCUGUCACACGGCCCGACCUUACUCCUCUGUGCCACUCGGCUGCCAGCUCCCUAGGCAAGAUCAUGAGGGGGUCCACGUUCACACCCCAAAGUGCCCACCUGCCCAGCACAAAAAAAGCUGCUUGUGCCUGAAUAGGUAGCUGGUUUCUCUCUGCUGGGAAUGCAGUUUUUUUCUGUCAGAGUCAUGAGAAGUAGGUUUGGGGGGCGAACUGGCCUUCGUGGAGUCCCUGCUCUGUGCCAGGGACCUACGGUGCACUGUUCUGUCGGUUUAACACUCCGCUCUCCUGGAAGGCAGAGGAUGCCUUCCUCCCUGGUGAGAGACUGGUCUCCAAAGUGCAGUGAUGACAGCAAGUGCUUCUGCAUCAUUUGCCGGGUUAGGCGCUCCUAAGCUUUUCGCGUCUUAAUCGUUUAAUCCUUCCAACAGCCCUCUGAGGCAGGUUCUGAUGUUCCCGUUGGAGGGAUGGGGAAACUGAGGCACAGUGGUUCAGUGACUUGUCCAAGGCCCCAUAGGCUGGCUCCAGAGUCUACCCUGAGGCCCCUUGCCAACUCGUGGCAGACACAGUGCGUCUUUGAUGCCGGGGAGAUGUUCGGGAUCAUGCAAGUGGAGGAGGUGGAGGAGGAGAGUGAGGGCGAGGCAGCCCGGGAAGUGCGGAGGAAGAAGCCCAACCCCGGCAGCGAGCUCUGCUACAAGGUCAUCGUGACCAGCGAGAACGGGCUCCAGGCGGCCAACCCCAACAGCAUCUUCCUCAUCGACCACGCUUGGACGUGCCGCGUGGAGCACGCGCGUCAGCAGCUGCAGCAGGUGCCCGGGCUCCUGCACCGCAUGGCCAACCUGAUGGGCGUCGAGUUCCACGGCGAGCUGCCCAGCGCGGAGGCUGUGGACCUGGUGCUGGAGGAGAUGUGGCGGUUCAGCCAGACCUACCAACUGUCCCACGGGACGGCCGAGGAGAAGGUGCCCGUGUGGUACAUCAUGGACGAGUUCGGUUCGCGCAUCCAGCACUCGGACACGCCCAGCUUUGCCACCGCGCCCUUCUUCUACAUGCCCCAGCAGGUGGCCUACACGCUGCUGUGGCCCCUGAGGGACCUGGACACGGGCGAGGAGGUGACCCGAGACUUUGCCUACGGAGAGGCGGACCCUCUGAUCCGCAGGUGCAGGCUGCUGCCCUGGGUCCCCGCCGACAUGCUGGACAUCAGCUCCUCCACGCCCGAGCCGCCGGACCAGCACUACCAGGCCAUUUUGGAGGAAAACAAGGAGAAGCUGCCACUCGCCAUCAGUCCAGUGGCAUAUCCCCAUGACCACAUCUUCAGGGUCUACACGGACGUCCAGCAGGUGCUCAGCCACCUCACCCACCCACGCUUCACCUUUACCCAGAGCGAGGCGGACGCGGACAUUCUCUACAACUUUUCCCACUUCAAGGACUACAGGAGGCUCAGCCAGGAGAGGCCCAACGUGCUGCUGAACCAGUUCCCCUGCGAGAACCUGCUGACCGUGAAGGAUUGCCUGGCCUCCAUCGCGCGCCGGGCGGGGGGCCCCGAGGGCCCAGCCUGGCUGCCCCGUACCUUCAACCUGCGCACCGAGCUGCCCCAGUUCGUCAGCUACUUCCAGCAGCGGGAGAGGCGGGGCCAGGACAACCACUGGAUCUGCAAGCCCUGGAACCUGGCCCGCAGCCUCGACACCCACAUCACCAGGAGCCUCCACAGCAUCAUCCGGCACCGCGAGAGCACCCCCAAGGUCGUGUCCAAAUACAUUGAAAGUCCAGUCUUAUUCCUGCGAGAAGACGUGGGGAGGGUCAAGUUUGACAUCCGCUACGUCGUGCUGCUGCGCUCGGUGAAGCCCCUGACGCUGUUCGUGUGCGACGUGUUCUGGCUGCGGUUGUCCAACCGGCCCUUCGCGCUCGAUGACCUGGACGACUACGAGAAACAUUUCACUGUCAUGAACUACGACCCGGAGGUGGUGCUAAAGCAGGUGCACUAUGAUGAGUUCAUCCCUGAGUUUGAGAAGCAAUACCCAGAAUUCCCCUGGAAGAGCGUCCAGGGUGAGAUCUUCCAGGCCUUCACGGAGCUGUUCCAAGCGGCAUGUGCCAAGCCACCGCCCCUGGGCCUCUGCGACUAUGCCUCAUCCCGGGCUGUGUAUGCCAUCGACCUCAUGCUCAAGUGGGACGACCGUCCAGAUGGGAGGCGGGUGAUGCAGCCACAGAUCCUGGAGGUGAACUUCAACCCGGACUGCGAGCGAGCCUGCAGGUACCACCCGACCUUCUUCAACGACGUCUUCAGCACCCUGUACCUGGACGAGCCCAGCAACUGCCACGUCAGCCGCCUGGUCUAGGUGCCCGCGGGUCCUGCUGAGGCUGGGUCCUCCAGCCUCAGCUCCCCGGGCCGCUUCUGCAGAGUCCUCCUCCCCGUCCUCCCUUCGGACAAGCCUCGCCUUCGAGCUUUGGCCCCAGCACCGCCUCUGGGGGCUCAGGGUCCUCCUCUGCCUCCUGACUCAGGAGCAGGGCCGGUCACAGUGUCCCCUGGGGCUGAGUCCCAGGCCCCCGUGCACAGUCCCCUCACCGCCAUCUCUGCUCAACCAAAGGCUUUUCCAAAGAGUUUGGUUCCCGGUCUGCCGUGUUUCCAGGGUGUCGACGGAAGACGGGUUCCGGGGAGCGUGACGAGGCGUCCCCACAAACAGGCUUCCCCGGAAGCACCUGUGGAGCCCAAACAUGAACGGAGCCAGGCUGGCUCCUUCUCCAGAUACUGCUUGUGCGUCGUGGCUCCCCCAGGGCAGGGCGUCGGGGUCCCCCGCUGCACCCCUGUGUCCCCAAAACCCCUGGGAACCUGCCAGCCUUCUUGUUCCCCAACCUCGACCAAAACCUUUACGGGCAAGC
Messenger RNA from Acinonyx jubatus (cheetah), 4909 nucleotides. RefSeq names its product tubulin tyrosine ligase like 12 (gene TTLL12). Bases 2503 to 4368 code for a protein of 621 amino acids. Gene Ontology annotation, biological process: protein modification process. The record is from RefSeq and is a predicted model, not a curated record. The transcript has 14 exons. NCBI's taxonomy places the organism in Eukaryota, Metazoa, Chordata, Mammalia, Carnivora, Felidae.